Messenger RNA from Podarcis raffonei (Aeolian wall lizard), 3722 nucleotides. Its product is annotated as zinc finger protein 585B-like. The record is from RefSeq and is a predicted model, not a curated record. Gene Ontology annotation, molecular function: RNA polymerase II cis-regulatory region sequence-specific DNA binding; DNA-binding transcription factor activity, RNA polymerase II-specific. Gene Ontology annotation, biological process: regulation of transcription by RNA polymerase II. The transcript is spliced from 12 exons. Bases 274 to 3696 code for a protein of 1140 amino acids. NCBI's taxonomy places the organism in Eukaryota, Metazoa, Chordata, Lepidosauria, Squamata, Lacertidae.
UUAAAAUGGGCCGGAACUUGCUUCCUAGAGAGGAAGGGAAAUGGGAUUUGGGGGCGAGGGAGGGGGAACACCAGAACAAACAUUCCUCCCCACGGUGUCUCUUCCUGGCUUCCCACCUUCGGGGUCCGAAAGUGGCCUUUGUGUCUCGCAAGUGCUACAUCGGUGGACACCUCUGAGGUUUGGUCUUUGUAGCGCUUCUAACUAGGGCAGACUGAAAUUGGCAGAAGACCGAGGACUUCCUUCAGACCUCUUGGAGGCUUCCUUGGAGCAUAGAUGGAAGAGGAAAACUCGGCAGGCCCCGAAAAAGGAAGAGGCCGUGAUGCCACCAAGACUGGGAGCAAUAGGGGAUUCUGGGAGAGGACAGUGCAGAAGAUCCUGGGUGAGGAGGACAACCUCAGCUCAGAUGUGCAGCGCCAGCAGUUCAGGGAGUUCUGCUACCAGGAGGCCAAGGGGCCCCGAGAGGUUUGGAGUCAACUCCACCACCUUUGUCAUCAGUGGCUGAAGCCGGAGCAGCACACCAAGACUCAGAUCCUAGACCUGGUGAUCCUGGAGCAAUUCUUGACUGUCCUUCCACUGGAGAUGGAGAGCUGGGUGAGGGAAUGUGGGGCGGAGACCAGUUCACAGGCGGUGGCCCUGGUUGAAGGUUUCCUCCUGAGUCAAGCAGAGGUCAAGAAACAGAAGGAGCAGCAGAUACAGGAUCCAUUUGCAAAAAAGGGCACUAAUGUCCUAGAGGUGGAGAGGAAUCCAUUGGACACCAGACAGGGGCCACUGGGUGAAGGAAUGAUUUCAGCAAGAUCACCUCAGGUGUCUCCUCAUUGCAAUGGAAGGGUAGCAGUUUCAGUGGAACAAGAUCAGGGUACAGUGUUCUUUGAGGAUGUGGCUGUAUACUUCACGGAUGAGGAGUGGGCCCUGCUGAAUCCUGACCAGAGAACGCUGCAUAACAGUGUCAUGGAGGAGAACUGUGUGAUCGUGGCGUCUCUUGAAGGUGACAAAUUGGAAACCAAGAAUCAGGGAGACCAUGAUAAACUCCACACAGUAGAGAAGCCAUAUGAAUAUCUGGAGUGUGGAGAGAGCAUCUAUCAAAGUUCCCAUCAAGAAACUGACAACAAGGAGAAACUUUAUCAGUGCUUGGAAUGUGGGAAGAACUUCAGCUGGAAGAAAAAUCUCACUUCCCAUCAAAGAAUUCAUACCGAAGAGAAGCGGUAUCAGUGCUUGGAUUGUGGAAAGAGCUUUAACAGAAGCACAGAUUUCUGUCGUCAUCAAAGAAUUCAUACAGGGGAGAGACCGUACGAAUGCUUAGAAUGUGGAAAGAGCUUCAGUCAGAGCUCCAACCUCCAUGCCCAUCAAAGAAUUCACAGUGGGAACAAACCCUAUCAGUGUUUGGAAUGUGGGAUUGGCUUCACCACCAAGAGAAGUCUCACUUCCCAUCAAAGGAUUCAUACUGGGGAGAGACCAUAUCAGUGUCUGGAAUGUGGGAAGAGCUAUAGCUGGAAGGACAGUCUCACUUCCCAUCAAAGGAUUCAUACAGGGGAAAAACCCUAUCAGUGCUUGGAGUGUGGAAAGAGCUUCCACAGAAGCACACAUUUCCGCCGCCAUCAAAGAAUUCACAGCGGGGAGAAACCCUACCAGUGCUUGGAAUGUGGGAAGACCUUCAGCUGGAAGGAAAGUCUCACUUCCCAUCAGAGAAUCCAUACAGGGGAGAAACGAUAUCAAUGCUUAGUGGGGGCGAAAGUGGGCUUCGACUCUCCCAGGAGCUGCAGCGAUGACCCCUUCUGUAGGCUGUGUAAUAAUUCACUCACCCUACAAUGUCUUGAAUUUUUAGGACUUGGCAGUGACUCCAGUAACAGCAGUCUUUGGCAGAAGCAAGAGAAGCUUCUUGGACCCUGUUGGAGGGAACAGAUAUCAAAGAUGGAAGAGACAGACUCAGCUGGGCCUAAAGCAGUAAAAGGUCUGUUUAUCACCCAGGCCAGGAGCCCUGGGGAACCGUGGGAAAGAACAGGAUGGAAGAUUCCAGGUGAGGACACCCUCAGCACAAAUGUGCAAUGCCAGAAGUUCAGGCAUUUCCACUACCAGGAGGCUGAGGGACCCCGAGAGGUUUGCAGCCGACUUCACCAUCUUUGCCGUCAGUGGCUGAAGCCGGAGAGAUGUACCAAGACUCAGAUGCUGGACCUGGUGAUCCUGGAGCAGUUCCUGGCUGUCCUCCCCCAGGAGAUGGAGAACUGGGUGAGGGAAUGUGGAGCAGAGACCAGUUCCCAGGCAGUGGCCCUGGCCGAAGGUUUCCUCCUGAGUCAGGCAGAGGACAAGAAGCAGGCAGAGCAGCAGGUUACAGGUCUAUUUGCCAAAGCUGGUCUGGAUUUCCCAGAGGCAGAGAGGGCUCCAUCAGACACUGGACAGGGGCUACUGGGUAAGAACUCCCUUGUUAGAACAGCUACAUUGGCUAGCAGUCUGAUUCCUGGUGAUGAAAUGAUGCUGGAAAGACUUCAUCUGCCAUCUCUGCUUCGUGGUGAAGGGGAAGCAGUUGCUAUUGAACUGGAUCAGAGUCCCGUUUCCUUUGAGGAGGUGGCUGUGUACUUCACCAAGGAGGAGUGGGCACUUCUGGAUCCUGAUCAGAGAGAUCUGCAUAAAGAAGUCAUGGAGGAGAAUUGUGGGAUGGCAACCUUUCUUGCAUGUGAAAAAAGCUUUUGUCAGAGUUUUAGCCUCACUACCCCUCAAAGGAUCCACACUGGGGAGAAGCCAUAUAAAUGUUUUGGAGGUACAAAGCGCUUAAAUGAGAAGACAGGCCUUAUGACACAUCCAAGAAUUCACACAGGGGAGGAACCACACCAGUGCUUGGAGUGUGGAAAGAGCUUCAGUGAUAUGAAAGCUUUCACUACUCAUCAAAGAACCCACACUGUGGAAAAGCCAUAUAAGUGCUUGGAGUGUGGAAAGAGCUUCCAACAGAACAUAACUCUCAGCUACCAUCAAAAAACUCACACAGGGGAAAAACCCUAUGAAUGUUUGGACUGUGGGAAGAGCUUCAUUCGAAAGAUAAACCUCACUUAUCAUCAAAGACUUCACACAGGGGAGAAACCGUAUCAGUGCUUGGAAUGUGGAAGGAGCUUCAUUCGAAAGAUAAACCUCACUUCCCAUCAGACAAUCCACACAGGAGAGAAACCAUUUCAGUGCUUGGAGUGCGGGAAGAGCUUUAGACAGAAUAUAACUCUCAGUAAUCAUCAAAGACUACACACAGGAGAGAAACCCUAUCAGUGCUUGGAGUGUGGAAAGAGCUUCAUUCGGAAGACUGAUCUUAGUUAUCAUCAAAGAAUCCACACAGGGGAGAAACCUUAUCAGUGCCUGGUGUGUGGAGUGAGCUUUACACGGAAAAGGCACCUCACGUCUCACCAAACGAUUCACACAGGGGAGAAACCAUAUAAAUGCUUGGAGUGUGGAAAGUGCUUUCGCCUGAACAGAGACCUCAUUCCUCAUCGAAGAAUUCACACUGGGGAGAAACCGUAUCACUGUUUGAAGUGUGGAAAGAGUUUCAAUACAAACGCAAACCUCCGUUGUCAUGAGAGAGUUCACACAGGAGUAAAACCAUAUAAAUGUACGGAGUGCGGGAAGAGCUUCAGUGCGAAGAAAACACUAAUUUCCCAUCAAAGAAUGCAUACAGGGGAAAGCGGUAUGAAUGUUUGCAGUGUGGAAAGAGUUUCCACGUAAAUAAAGUUCUCAUUUCUUUGAAUUAA